AUGCUGCUCCGGCCCCGCAGGCCGCCGCCGCCCGCCCCCCGCGAGCCGCCACCGCCCGCCAGCCCGGACUCGGAGCCGAGGCCGGCCGAGGGCGCGCCGGGGACCCCGCCCGAGCGGCCCCCGUCGCCCGGCGCGCUGGCGGCGCCCGCGUCCCCGUGGCCGCCCGCGGCACCCGGGUCGCCCGUGUCGCCCGUGUCCCCGGGCUCGGCGCAGCGCACGCCCUGGAGCGCCCGCGAGACGGAGCUGCUGCUGGGGACCCUGCUGCAGCCGCCCGUGUGGCGCGCGCUGCUGCUCGACCGCCGCCAGGCGCUGCCCACCUACCGCCGCGUGUCCGCCGCGCUGGCCCGCCAGCAGGUGCGGCGGACGCCCGCCCAGUGCCGCCGCCGCUACAAGUUUCUCAAGGACAAGCUCCGCGACGCCCACGGCCAGCCGCCCGGGCCGUUCGACGCGCAGAUCCGCGAGCUCAUGGGGCUGUUGGGCGACGACGGGCACCGGCGCCCCCAGCGCGGCCGCCGCUCCCCCGGACCCCGGCGCCCCCAGCGCGGCCGCCGCGCGCCGCACGCGCCAGCCGAGCCAGGCGCCCCGCUGCUGCCCGCCAGCCGAGACCUCGACGCGGACCCCGCCUGGACUCCCCGGUUCGGCAGGUCCUCUCCCAAGUCUGCCGACGAUCCCCGCACCCCGGGCUCUCCGACGGCGCUCUCCACCUUCGCCCCCACAUCCGGCCGCCGGGAGGAGCACGCGCCCAUCCGCGUCCCCAGCUCCCCUCCGGCGCCGACCCCCGACCCCUCCCACGAGGACCCGGACUCGGUGCCCGGCCGCCCUGAGGACCAGGCACCCUCGCAGUCCGCGCCCCCGUCGCUGAAUGCCGCCCUGCUGCAGACCCUGGGCCACCUGGGUGACAUCGUGGCCGUCCUGGGCCCACUGCGCGACCAGCUGCUGACCCUGAACCAGCACGUGGAGCAGCUUCGCGGCUCAUUCGACCAGACCGUGUCCCUGGCUGUGGGCUUCAUCCUGGGCAGUGCCGCUGCCGAGCGGGGCGUCCUGUCGGACCCGCGCCCGGCCCCUCUGUAGGUCCGUGACCCCCCUCGGCCUCGACCC
Manis javanica (Malayan pangolin) is the source of this 1098-nucleotide messenger RNA. It is a transcript of the gene UTF1, whose product is annotated as undifferentiated embryonic cell transcription factor 1. Lineage: Eukaryota; Metazoa; Chordata; Mammalia; Pholidota; Manidae. The record is from RefSeq and is a predicted model, not a curated record.